UCAUCUAUCUCCAAUGGUGUUCUGUCGUUGUCUUCUAUAAAUUUUCAGGAGUUCUUAUUUACAAUCGCAUCAUACAUGCGAUGCGAUCAACAUGCCGCUCGCACCAGUAAUAGCGGCACCCGCUCGACAGACGAUGAGAAAUGCGUUUGAGGAGCUCGAGAGAACAGUGACCCCGGCAGACUCAAGGAACUUUCGAUCAACAGGUCUUCAUGAUGUUCGCAGUGCAGCUCUAGAAUUAGAGAACCAACUUGGGGCCCGACAGGCACUCUGCAAUAUGCGUCGACUUGUGCCAUUGAUCGAUGGUCUAGAGCAUUACUCAAACGUUGUUGGCAUCCUUUGCAAUGGAACACCCUUUUUGCCUUGGGUCUGGGCACCUAUUACAUUGAUCCUAAAGGUGGCAUCCGAAUAUGUGGAGGCACUCGAAGAAAUCAUGAAAGGGUACAGCAAGAUAGCCGAGGCACUUGGUCGUUUUGCGAUUCUAAGUGACACCUUCGUCACUGAAGCGGAUUUUCAGCAGUCACUUGCUGUGUUUUACGCCGAUAUCUUGCUAUUUCACAAGCAUGCAUAUGUGUUCGUUCGACGAAGUGGCUGGAAGCUCUUAUUCAAGACAUCAUGGGGCCGCUUCCAGAGACGCUUCAAUAAUAUUCUUGAGGACCUGAAACGCCACGGAGAACUAAUAGACCAUGAAGCGAAUGCACUUAACAUUGCGGCCGCCGCUCAAAUGCGACAAGAAAUUCGGUCAUGGAGAAUAGAGAGUCUCAAUCAAGUCAAACGUGAAGAGGAGAACCAAGCUGUUCUCGAAUUCCAGGCGAUCAUAUCUUGGCUUAAAGUUGACGUAACGGAGCAGAUCCAGAUUUUCGAGACCAUCAGUGACGAAGGAUCCAAAUACUCAGGAACGUGCUCGUGGCUAUUAAAGAACGAAAGCAUAAAGUCUUGGUUACAGAGAUCGCCAGACCCUCCGCUACUCUGGCUUCAAGGCAACGCGGGUUGCGGGAAAAGCGUCAUUGCAGCGAAAUUAGUCGACUUUGUCCAGGCGUCAAGAUCCUGCAUCGUCCAUCACUUCUGCACCUACACCUAUAACUCGUCCACAAAAUAUGAUGGCAUAUUGAAGUCAAUUCUACAACAGAUUUUGCGCAAGAAUAGCGAACUUGUUGCACAUGUAUACCAAGAAUACAUUGUAGGAAAAACGCUUCCUACAACUACCAAUCUCGAACGGUUGAUUGUCACUCUGGUCAAUUCUCUUUCAGAUGGACCGCGAGAGAAGCAGUACAUCUACAUGAUUAUCGAUGGAGUGAACGAAUGUGAAGCAGCGAGGCAGACUCGUUUAAUCAAUCUGUUGAAGCAGAUUUCUUCCGUCUCCUCUACGACUUCCGGGGCACUUUGCAAGGUACUUAUCACGACGAGAGCAUCUUCCAUUAUGGACAAACACUUUCGGAAGGAUCAUGUCAUUUAUCUGAGUGAUGAGGCAAGCCCUUUACAGUCUGCAAUCCGACUGUACAUCAACCAAAGGUUGAGGGGUUUAGACGAGCGAUUUCGUCAGCUGGAGCUUGAGAGGGAGGAGAUAGAUGAAAUCGAACAACUUGUAGCAAAGAAAGCGGGUGGCAUGUUUCUAUACGCAAGACUGUUGCUUGACUACAUCAAAGCAAACUUGUUCUUCAAUGGAGACGAGAUUAAAAGCGCAAUCAAUCAAUUACCAGAGCAUCUGACCGAAUUCUACCAAAAAUUGUUGACACAAAUCCUGGUGAGAUUGAACGAACAAUCUCAGGAUAGGGUGAGACGUGUAUACAGUUGGAUCGCGUUUGCAAAGCGACCAAUGAAAAAGCUGGAGUUUCUCUCUGCGCUGUCUUUUACCUCUGGUGAUACUAAUUUAUCCAAACUGGUCCCGAAAUACAUUGUCGAGGAUACUUGCAGCCCGCUCAUCGAAGAAAGGCGGGAUUCCACUAUUUCCUUCAUCCAUAUUUCAGUAAAACAUUUCUUACAGACACCUUCCAGCGCCCUGAUUCUAAAGGAGGAAGAUGCAAUUCGCGAACAUGCGAUUGCAUCUGUCAGCUGCCUCAUCUCGGGUAUGCAAGUGUUCAGUAAACUAUACAAUGAGCAGACAAGGCUUCUACGCUUGAUAAAAGGUGUACAUGGUCUCCAUGUUUACGCAACUGAAUACUGGACCGAGUAUGUUUUGGCGAAUGCAGCAUUGGAGGGCGGACUUGAUGGCUCUCCCAAACUGCUAGAUGUGAUCAAAACUCUAGCAGAGACCCUUGACAGCGCGUCUGUAACACCACUUCCUAAAUUAAAGGCUUCGACCGACAGUCUUGAUGACCGACUGGGUCUUUUAGAGAAAUAUGGGACAAUACAAACGCACGUAGAAAAUGCAUUGAUCGCACGGUCUCAGAAACGAAUCGAAUCGGAACUUUUCCAGGACACAAUUCCCAAAAAGAAAGGAACUCCAGCCGAAUCCACUUAUCUAGAUGAAGUGUCGGUCACCCUAAAUGCAUACCAAAAGUCCGUUGAAACUUUGCUUGACCAGGACUCUUUCCCAGGUGCCUCCGUCGAGGAACUUGAACUGUUCAAAAGCCACUUCCGGACGUCAGCAUACACCUGCCGACUUCGAUCCUGUCCGCAUGCUACAAUAGGAUUCCAGACCGAUAAGCUUCGUCGCGAACAUGAAGUGGCGCAUGCGGGUGGCUUCCGAUGCACCUUCGUGGGCUGCCAGUAUCCUCCAUUUAGGACUUCGAAAGCUCUAAAGACACAUUUCAGUUCAAAUCAUAGCACUGAUGUACCAGCGCCUCGGAAAACGAUACGCAAAACAGGAAACACGUCACUGAGCGGUAGACUACGAGAUAGCGCACUCAACCUAGAGAAGGAGAGGAAGUCUAAAGUGUCAAGGAGUGGUAAAAUCACCACAUCCUCCAAGAAACAUGACGCAGACAGUGGCCGCGAAACUUCCGGAGAUCCCAGACAACGAUCACCAUCACCAUCCGUUGUUACAAAGCGACCUAACAACAAGGAUACAAGUGUUGACUGUUUGGAAUGCCUGAAGAAAAGGGUACCUUGCAACAGACAAGAGCCUAUAUGCUCGACAUGCAAGCGGUGGUCACGAACGUGUACUUACCUCUAUUCAUGUGAGCAAUGCUUCUCUAACGCAGUCUUAUGCGACCAAAUGCAACCUGCGUGUCGAGAGUGCAAGUCGUCUUCGGUUCAAUGCUUCUAUGCAAACGCAAAAUCUGUUCUUGAUGGUAACGGCUCAGUCAUGGCCGACUGGUGGAAACGCGACUCUGCAGGACCAUCGCUCUGGUCCUCUGAUAUCGCCGGUUCUUCUGGGAUUGGCACAGGCUAUCUGGAUAUCAUUCUCAACAAGAUUACGCAUGGCGUGCCUCUUGAGCCCGAAUUGUACGAACGUGUGAAGGCAACUAUUACCAACGACGCUGAUGCUUGGUGGAAACUUACCGAGUUCGUCGACAAUUCCAUGAACAACAGCAACAGCACACAAUCUUUCUCCGAGAUCGUCUCCUACCUUUGGUCGGAUCAUCCUGAAGUCGCCCAAGAAUUAAACAUGAUCAUUGAUGCAGGCGACAAAGCAGAACACACUACUGGAAUCAAAAGAUCAUCCACAUUCGGAGAUGAUGAUGAAACGGAAUACGGAAGCGACGACGAAGGGGCUUUGAGUAAGCAUAUUGGGUAUUGCUUUUGCAACAAGGAGACCUCAGGUGACAUGAUUGCAUGUGAGAAUCAAGCAUGUUCUCUCGGAUGGUUUCAUCUGCAUUGCGUCGGCUUAGUCGUCACUCCGGAUCAAGGCGAAUCUUGGUUCUGUAGUGACAUCUGUAAGAGACAGGCUAACCUAGACGUCACCAAUCUCCUCAGCAACUACAGCAUCCCAAGCCUCCAACCGUCCAUCUCUCAAUCGCCCACCUCAUAGGAAAUCAAAUCCCCAACCAUCAAUAACCCAACAACCAUUCAUC
Messenger RNA from Aaosphaeria arxii CBS 175.79, 3953 nucleotides. RefSeq lists its product as uncharacterized. NCBI's taxonomy places the organism in Eukaryota, Fungi, Ascomycota, Dothideomycetes, Pleosporales. Gene Ontology annotation, biological process: regulation of DNA-templated transcription. The transcript has 7 exons. Gene Ontology annotation, molecular function: DNA-binding transcription factor activity, RNA polymerase II-specific; zinc ion binding; ADP binding. The record is from RefSeq and is a predicted model, not a curated record. The coding region runs from base 92 to 3910 and encodes 1272 amino acids.